Molecule: messenger RNA, 4748 nt
Organism: Zootoca vivipara (common lizard)
Lineage: Eukaryota; Metazoa; Chordata; Lepidosauria; Squamata; Lacertidae
Gene: HDHD5
Product: haloacid dehalogenase like hydrolase domain containing 5
Biological process (GO): glycerophospholipid biosynthetic process
Cellular component (GO): mitochondrion
Source: RefSeq, a predicted model, not a curated record
CAGCAGCUGGAGCAGGCGUCGGCGGGCGGAUGGCUGUGUGCUGCUCGCUCCAUGUGAGCAGAGCGGCGCUGAGGGGAUGGCUGCCUGCGGCGCGGAGGGGCGCUGCCAGCCGCCCCUGCAGGAGCAGCAGCCAAGGCCGUCCCGUGGGGAGAACCUACGGGGCGCGGCAGACAACUUCUCCCUCCUUUGGGUUCCUCUUUGAUAUUGAUGGAGUCCUUUUACGGGGCCGGCUAGUCAUUCCUGCUGCUAAGAAGGCCUUCCAGAAACUAACAGAUUCAAAAGGUCGGUUCCAUGUGCCGGUUGCAUUUGUAACCAAUGCUGGAAACUGCUCUCGCAACAGCAAGGCUGAGGAACUGUCUGAUGCACUUGGAUUUAAGGUUUCUCCCGAAUGGGUGAUCCUGUCCCACAGUCCUCUGCGUCUUUUCGAUCAAUUCCAUGACAAAUGUGUGCUUGUGUGUGGUCAGGGUCCUGUGGAGGAAAAUGCCAGGGACCUGGGAUUCCAUCAUGUUGUUACCAUUGAAGAUGUGAGGAAGGCAUUUCCCUUGCUGGAUAUGGUUGAUCAAAGUCGGAGGCCAAAAGAGCUGCCUCCUCCACCUGCUGACUUCCCCACCAUAGAAGCUGUGAUUCUAUUUGGGGAGCCAGUCAGAUGGGAGACCUGCCUGCAACUGAUCAUUGAUGUACUCCUGAGCAAUGGGAACCUAGGAGUAGAGCUGACUUCUGCGCCAUACCCACAUCUACCUAUCCUCGCCUGCAACAUGGAUCUUUUGUGGAUGGCAGAAGCCAAGAUGCCAAGAUUUGGCCAUGGCACCUUUCUUGUGUGCUUGGAGAACAUCUACAAGAAAAUGACUGGCAAGGAACUGAAGUAUGAGGCCUUGAUAGGCAAGCCCAGCACUGUCACCUACCGCUAUGCUGAACAUGUGAUCAAGCAGCAGAUGGAGAGUUGGGGCUGGACAUCCCCUCUCCGCCAGCUGUAUGCUAUUGGAGACAACCCAAUGGCUGACAUUUAUGGUGCAAACCUCUAUAACCGUUACCUCCAGGCUCAGGCUGAAGUAAGUGUCACUGCAAUGGCACCAGAAAGUGAGGAACAUGUUGAGAAGCAAAGAGAUCAGAGUGUGUCCAUCACCUCUGCAAAGAACUGCCAGUCCAUACUUGUCUGCACUGGGGUCUACAAUCCCCAGGGAGAUGUGCCUGCUGACCACAAUGAGAACAUGUUGGAGACUGUAUUCCAUGGGCACCGGGACUUCCAUUUUGAUCCAACCUUGGUGGAGGCCUCUCACGUUGUGCAUGAUGUGAAUGAUGCUGUGGAGCUUGUCUUUCAGAAGGAGAACUGGAAACUGGAAUAAGUCCAGUGUUGCCAGCAUCUCACCUGGGGGCAGGAGGUCAGAGGCAGAUCUGAGCACUGUCUUGUUCAACCCAUGCCAAAGUAAAGGAAUGUUCUCCCAACUUUUUUUUUGGUAGGGAUUGCACCAUUCUCCCAAAUCUUUGUCGAUAUGGGCCUCUAGCACAUUUGCCAACUUGAAAUUCUGCAUUGUUGCUAAAAUGAGCGUGGCCAUAGAGCAGUCUUUGCCAACCAGGGUGCCACCCAGAUGUUUUGAUACAACAGUUUCCAUCACUGCUGACCGUUGGCUGUGCUGGCUGGGGCUGAUGGAAGUUGUAGUCUAAAACAUCUGGAGAGGACAGGUUGGGAAAAGCUGCCAUGGAGAAGGCUGAAAGGGUCACUAACUUGCCCCACCCGUUUCACAUCUGUGCAGCUUCCAUGCUCUUUCCAAAUCUACAACUACUGUGUAAUCCCAAUUUUGUGGUGAAAUGGGCUCCUCUGCCAAAGGCCAGUGUGUUUUAAAUCUCUCCACCCAAUCCUAUCUAAAUAAUUGUGACCCAGCAUCAUGAGGUCUGCUACAGUUUUUGGCUCUUGCUUCUGUUCCAGAUGCGCCUGAAGGUGGUUGAAAAGUUCAAAAUAUUAAACCUGUGAUGGCAUAUCAUAUGCCAUAGUUGAUUUAUGGCACAUGAUAUGCCUGGAGGAACAGACCCUCUUGCCAGAGCAGGAAUGCUGCUUUGUUAAAUACAAAAUAGAAGCAGGAUAGUUGCAGUAAUGACUAAAUCUCAACUCUCCUGGCUAUUUCACAACUUCUUUGACUAGUUGUCCCUGAAAUAUAAAUAUUUACUAAGGUACUACCCCUUUUAUUAUUCCUGUGAGUGUUCCAUGCCUUUGGUAGGCAGAGUUCUGACUGCAAACAAUGGUCCUUGACCUGAACCAGAAUGGACUGUGGUGUGCAGAGUUUGGAAUACCAUAUAAUGAAAAUUAGAGAAGAGAAGGGGUGGGGGAGUUUUACCUAGUUGUAAAAGAAAUGGCUUUAGCCUUCAAACUGUCACGGGCAAGACUGUGAUUUGUGUGUUGUUGCUGUAUUUCCCUCUACCACCUUCUCACAGAAAUAGCAAUCUUGAUCCUUUCCAAACAGAUCUUUCCCUUGCAUUAAAUUCAUAUGGUGUUUUAGCACCCUGCCCCAGGGCUGUUCGUUGCUUAGAACUUAUUAGCCUGUGUCCAGACAGGCAUGUGACCUUGCCUGUAUAUUGUUGCAGAGAUGUGCAUGCUUCAGCAGAAGAUGCUUGUGCAGAAGCAUGUUUCUCUGUGUACAGCUGGGCUGAGGAACCUGUGGCCUGCCAGUUGUUUACAUCAACAUCCAUCAGCUCUACCCAUGCUGGCUAGGGCUCAUGGGAGUCCAAAAGUACCUGGAGGGCUGCAAAUUCCCCAGAGUUUUGGACCUGUGCUAUGUAUGUCUCCAAACCUCUUUAAUGCAGAAUUUUCAGGCCACCCUUUGUGUAAGCUGCAUCCUGGAAACAUCCCCAUGUCCCAUGUGCAAAUGCAGAAGAGGCAAUCGUAGAUUUUUGUACCACUGUAAUUGGUGAUGUUAGUGGGUAAAAAGCAAGUUGGUCCUGUUCCUCUUAUGAAUCUGGACACGCUCUAAGUUCCCUUUUUCUGUAGGACAGAUUACUACUACUUUGUAGUGUGAGCAAUAACCUUAUUUUCUUAUAUUAAUAUAAUUGUUUGCUUGGUUUUUACAUAACUUUGUUAUGAUGAUGCAGGGGUAGGGCUCCAAAUCCUGCUUCUUCUAAACUACUUUCCAGUUGAACCAUUUGUGUUUUCUGGAGAUUGGUUGGCUUUAGCACUUGAAUGGUUUACAUUUUAAGGGGAAAAUGUCAGUCUCAAAUCCUUUCUUGCCAACUGCAGUGAAGCCAAACAGUUGGCUCUGUUGACUGUACUUCCUUUUCAGUGAAUUACCUAGUAUCUUUUUAAAAAUAAAAAAUCAUUACCUUUUUUUAUUAAAAAAUGGAUUUGUAUAACAAAAUGCAAAUGCUAAAAUAAAUAAUAAUUAAGACAUGCCUUGUAUUAAAUACAAAAAUGACAUCCAAAUAAAAUAUAUAACAAACAAGUGUGAACAAAUUUAGGAGUAGACAAAGUGAAACCCAGUGUCCUGUAUUUAGGAAGUACCAGCUUCUAAUUAAGUUUAUACUAUGGCAAUCUUCAAGAGAAUAUAGUUUUCUUCUUUUAAAAUGCUCCGAGUUUUACAAAAAUCUUCAUCGUUUUAAUUAUAUCCUCUCUUCUUCCUCCUCCUUCAGCAGCCCAUGGUCUGCCCCCUUUUAUCCUUGCAACAUCACUGUGAGGUAGGCAAGGAUGAGAGAUGGUAACUGGCUCAAGGUCAGUCAGUAACCUUUAUGUAACUGAUUCUUUUAGAUCUGUCAGCAGCCUUCGAUAUGGUCGAUCAUGAACUUUUAGACCACCGCCUUGCCGACGUGGGGAUUCAGGGCACAGUCCAACAAUGGCUGCGUUCCUUUAUCUCAGGUCGGGGACAGAGGGUGGCGCUAGGAAGGGAGUUGUCGCCGCGACACCCCUUGGUGUGUGGAGUUCCGCAAGGCGCAAUCCUUUCCCCAAUGCUUUUUAAUAUCUUUAUGCGCCCCCUUGCCCAGAUUGUCCGGAGUUUUGGGCUGGGUUGUCAUCAAUAUGCUGACGACACCCAGAUCUAUCUGUUGAUGGACGGCUGCCCUGCCUCGGCCCCGGACACACUCACCAGGUGCUUGGAAGCUGUGGCUGGAUGGCUACGUGGGAGCCGACUGAAGCUAAAUCCUUCGAAGACAGAGGUCCUCUGGCUGGGUCGGGACGACAUGGGGUUGGGGGGCCAACUCCCAUCUCUUGCAGGGGCUCAAUUGGUGCCAGCGCCUUCUGUCAAGAGUUUGGGUGUAACCUUUGACGCCUCCCUUUCCAUGGAGGUGCAGGUUGCAUCCACAGCAAAGGUGGCAUUUUUCCAUCUCCGCCGUAUCAAGCAGUUGGUCCCUUACCUCUCUCCUCGUGAUCUGGCCACAGUGAUCGAUGCGACGAUAACCUCCAGGCUUGACUAUUGUAACUCGCUCUAUGCGGGGCUGCCCUUAAAGUUGACCCAGAAACUCCAGCGGGUGCAGAAUGCCGCGGUGAGGCUCCUUACAGGGUCCCGACCGCGGGAUCACAUUCAUCCAGUGCUUUACCAGCUGCACUGGCUCCCGGUGGAGUACAGGAUCAGGUUUAAGGUGCUGGUUUUGACCUUUAAAGCCCUAUGCGGCUUGGGACCCUCGUACCUACGGGACCGCCUCUCCUGGUAUGCCCCGCAGAGGACCUUAAAGUCCACAAACAACAAUAUUCUGGAGAUCCCGAGCCAUAAGAUGGCUAGAUUGGCCUCUACUAGAGCCAGGGCCUUUUCAGUACUGGCCCCAACUUAGUG